CCUUGAGACGUAACAGAAAAGCAAGUGAUAUAAAGGAGAAAAAUUCCCCUAAAGAAAAACUAACCCAAUCCCACAUCUACUAGGGAAAACAGGGGUAGGUAGAUAUGUUACCAAAUGGGGAGGAUGAUUCGGAUCUUAUGCGUCUGGUGAAGGAGCUUCAAGCUUCUCUAAUGAAGAACGAUAAGCUGGAGAAAGAAAAUCACGAGCUGCGUCAAGAAGUGGCUCGCCUACGAGCACAAGUAAGCAAUCUUAAAGCACAUGACAAUGAGAGGAAAUCAAUGUUAUGGAAGAAGUUGCAGAGCUCAUAUGAUGGUGGCAACACAGACGCAUCUAAUCUGAAAGCGCCAGAGAGUGCCAAACCCAACAUAAAGGGACAUGAGGUAAAGAAUCCAAACCUGAAGCCAAUGGUCAAAGAACAAUCUACAGCAAUAAAGCCGCCUCCGCCUCCACCACUUCCAUCAAAAACAACACUUGGAAAAAGGUCCGUGCGUCGUGCUCCAGAAGUUGUAGAGUUGUAUCGUGCCCUCACGAAGAGAGAGUCUCAUAUGGGUAACAAGAUCAAUCAGAACGGAGUUUUGUCUCCUGCGUACAACGCAAACAUGAUUGGUGAGAUUGAGAACCGCUCCAAAUAUCUUUCAGAUAUCAAAUCAGACACUGACAGACACAGAGAACAUAUCCAUUUCCUAAUCAGUAAGGUGGAUGCUGCAACAUUUACAGACAUAUCAGAAGUGGAGACGUUUGUGAAAUGGAUAGACGACGAACUAUCUUCCUUAGUUGACGAAAGGGCAGUCCUAAAGCAUUUCCCUAAAUGGCCAGAACGUAAAGCAGAUUCACUAAGAGAGGCUGCUUGCAGCUACAGAGCGCUAAAGAGCCUUGAAACUGAGAUUUUGUCGUUCAAGGAAAAUCCAAAGGAACCUCUAAAGCAGGUCUUGCAAAAGAUUCAGUCGUUACAAGACAGGUUAGAAGAAGCUGUUAACAGCACAGAGAGGACAAGAGACAGCACAGGGAAGAGAUACAAGGAUUUUCAGAUACCGUGGGAGUGGAUGCUCGACGCAGGAUUGAUCGGACAGCUAAAAUACAGCUCGUUGAGGCUAGCUCAGGCGUACAUGAAGCGAAUAACCAAGGAGCUGGAAUCAAAUGGAGGCGGUAAAGAAGGGAAUCUAUUGCAUCAAGGGGUCAGAUUUGCCUACACAAUACACCAGUUUGCUGGCGGUUUUGACGAAGAGGCAUUACGCAUAUUUAACGAGCUAAAGAAGAUGGCUACAAGUGAAUCCCAGAAGAUAAAUAAGUAACGGUUCACAAAUUAAGAAAAAAAAGAACUCCGAGUCGAUUUUGUGCAGCAUCAACUAAGAGAGUGAACCAUGUUGUAAUCUAGCUUUUAAGAUUACACACAAGACGUGUAAAAGAGACUAUAGCCUAAGUUAUUGCUCUGUUCAAGUCUUACUUAGAUAUCAAUGUCUAUGUAUCUAUGAAUGUCACACUUGAAUCAAGGAAGUAUAAUUAGCAUUGAAA
Molecule: messenger RNA, 1512 nt
Organism: Brassica napus (rape)
Lineage: Eukaryota; Viridiplantae; Streptophyta; Magnoliopsida; Brassicales; Brassicaceae
Product: protein CHUP1, chloroplastic-like
Exons: 5
Coding region: 105-1292 (395 amino acids)
Biological process (GO): chloroplast organization
Cellular component (GO): chloroplast outer membrane
Source: RefSeq, a predicted model, not a curated record